Molecule: messenger RNA, 2228 nt
Organism: Pelobates fuscus (common spadefoot toad)
Lineage: Eukaryota; Metazoa; Chordata; Amphibia; Anura; Pelobatidae
Gene: NR1I3
Product: nuclear receptor subfamily 1 group I member 3
Exons: 9
Coding region: 299-1597 (432 amino acids)
Biological process (GO): negative regulation of transcription by RNA polymerase II; positive regulation of transcription by RNA polymerase II; cell differentiation
Molecular function (GO): zinc ion binding; nuclear receptor activity; RNA polymerase II cis-regulatory region sequence-specific DNA binding
Source: RefSeq, a predicted model, not a curated record
GCAGGUUAGACUUCAUUCUCCGAGCAUGCUUGGUGGAACUUUUGGUUUUGUCUUGUACAUGACUACCCGCCUCCCUGUUUGUUACACAAGUAAUCACUUUCUACACACUUUACUGGACACAACUGAAAAUUAAUAAAAAGAAACACAAGUUCGUCCUGAGUUUUCGCAAUUGGCUACCUCCCUUAAAACCAACAGACACUUUUUUUGGAAUUCUACCGAGAGACCACAACAAGGAUUACCAGUUCUGAAAAGUUGGGGAGACUUGUGGACUGUAUCCUGGCAACACCAAAAAAUAAAGAUGGACCACCACCAGAUGGAUAUGUCAAUUGACAGUGAAGAUUGGAGCCCAAUGUACAAUGUGUUUGAAGAAGACAGUAACAGCAGCUGCAGUUCUCUGGGGAUGUCCGUGCAGAGUACGAGGACCAAUGAGAGUGAAGAUAAUGAACUAGAAGAAGAUAAAGUGUGCACGGUUUGUGGAGAUAAAGCGAAUGGGUACCACUUCCACGUCCUGACCUGUGAGGGCUGCAAAGGCUUCUUCAGGCGUUCCAUCAGCAAAGGAUUAGAAUUCACCUGCCCUUUCACCCGCACAUGUGCCGUCACCAAGUCUAAGCGGCGGAGAUGCCAAGCCUGCAGACUUCAAAAGUGCCUGGACGUGGGCAUGAGAAAGGACAUGAUAAUGACAGAAGAAGCUCUAGAAAUGCGUCGGGAACUAAGAAAGAAAAAAAAGCAGGAACGACUACGGAGGGCCCAGCAGGUGAAAGAAGCGAGGUCCUUGACUGAGGAGCAAAAGCAGAUAAUUGCUAUUUUGACUGAUGCACACAACAAGCACUUUGACUCAAGUUUUUCCCAAUUUGUAGAUUAUAGGCCUCAGUUUAUAAUAAAACAAUUAAGCUUUGAGAAUGCUCCAGGCUCCACUGCACCUCCAUGCCAACCAUCCCGAACCACGUACCAACUCCAGUCUGAAUACACGGACACCUUCCCAGUUGGUUACCAAAUAAAUGAUAAUGUACUCAUUUUGCCUCAUUUUGCUGACCUCAGCACUUAUAUGAUCCAACAGGUCAUACAAUUUGCCAAAGCCAUACCUGCCUUCCGAUCACUUCCAAUUGAGGACCAGAUCUCUCUAUUGAAAGGUUCCACCAUGGAAGUUUGCCAGAUUCAGUUUAACACGGUUUUUAAUUUGGAGACCAAGCAGUGGGAAUGUGGGAAGCUGAAACUUAGCAUUGAACAUGGUGCCAUCAGUGGGUUUCAGAAGUUGUAUUUAGAACCCCUACAGAAAUUUCACAUCACAUUGCGCAAAUUGAACAUUCACGAGGCUGAAUACGUUUUGAUGGAAGCACUGUGUCUUCUCUCUCCUGACCGCCCAGACAUCAGCGGACGUGAUGCAAUCGACGAGAUACACGAGAAUAUAGCUCUGACGUUGAAAUGCUACAUUGACUCUCAUCACCCUCUGCCAGAAGGCAGAUUCCUGUAUCCCAAACUCCUGUCGUUGUUGACACAGCUUCGAACACUGAAUGCAGAAAGCACUCGUCAGCUGCUACACAUCCAAGACAUCCAUGCAGACGCGGUGACCCCUCUCAUGAAAGAGUUUCUCAGCUGAGACGGUCACAGCAAAGCAGUGAUUAGGGAUCAGAUAUUCUCAUUAGAGGCAGAAAAAAUGUACUGUUGACUCAAUAAGUUCUUGAAGAGCAUGAAGCUGCACUAGGACGAGAACAUGGUUGCUCAGGGAAGAUGGAAGGGUGUACUCCCAUAAUGCCAAAUGCGUCCCUCUUAAUUUGCACUACUGAAUAUCCUCAUUUUGGUAAACCCGUACUAAAGCACUUUCCCAUCACUAAAGAAAUACUGUUGGACUUUAGCAGUUUAGGGGACCACAAGCUACAACAGGUCCCAAGUUUGUUAAAUGUGUAUAUGCCAAACAGUCACUAAAGGAGAACACUAUCUGUGAGAACCACAAGCAAAGACUAAGACUGCAAACAUAACGGACUUGCAUGGAUUCUAGAUUGCACAAUAGACAAAGGGAAUCAAACAGCACUGCUGACCAAAAUGGCUUUACGUCUGUGACUGUGACCGGGUCUCCGGUUCGUGCGGCUGUUCGGUUCCUGAACCAAAUAUAAAAUCCCACUAACCAAGUCUGUUCACAUAUUUUUUUGAAGUGCCCAUAGUCUUUUGGUAAGAGGCUGGCCAGCAGGCCCCUCCAAGAACACGUGACGAGGCUCAGUCCGUCACAAGGU